UUAAAUGUUAUCUCCUUUCCGAUAAGUUGGCACGUACAGGACGCGACGGAUAAACAAGCAUAUCAACGCUUCCGCGGAUAUGUUUUAUUACAAUUGCUGAAUACCAACCCAAAAAAAAUAGAAAUUAUGAUCUCACUAUUCAUACGUCUUAAAAAGACCCUACAACAAAAGCACAUUCCAGAACGGGCCGUUCAUGUCGUUACCAGAAAGCGGAGGAAUGGAUAUGCCAGCCUGAGGGGCCUAUCCUGUCCGUCAACACACGAGGGAGAAGCCGCGUGCGUGCCUGUGCCGUCCGUCCAGUGAUCCAGUCCGUGCCCGCCCAACACACAACACAACCCAGACCCAGGGAAUGUUGCUGUGCAAGCGACGGGCACCGCGCUUGUUGACUCGGCUUCCCCUGCUCCCACGGCUCUCCCUCCCACCUCAUCUUCCUCCUCCUCUCCUCCUCCAUCUCCUUUAAAAGCUCCGUCCAAGCUUUCACCUCGCUUCAAACCACAAUUCACAGGCCCUCUCCGAUACUCUUCCUUCCUCGGUCCACCUUUUUUUUCCCGGCCCUCUAUCUCCUUAGCUGCCAAGAACACGCUGUUCGAUCGUCUCGUGCUAGCGUGGUAGUCUGGAAGCGUCUCUUUUUUUUUCUUCUUCCUGUUCGAUCCAGUUCUACCCGUCCAAUCCAAUCCAAGCUCCUCCCUUCACCCCAAAGGGACGAGAGAGAGAGAGAGAGGUCCUCUAUGGCCGGGCCUGCUGUCCACCCUCGUCACGGCAGCCGGCCGGCGCUCUGAACUCCCGAGCCGGCUCUCCAUCAGCCACGUCGCGCGCCGCCCAGGAGAAGGAGCUCUUUAAUCUGUGCUAGCAGCGGUCCCAGAGAAUGCGGCAGAUCUCGUCGCUGCUGCAGGGCCUGGCCCGGUCACUCUCGGUGGGGAGGGACAGGGACAGGGACAGGGACCGGAAAGGGAACGGCGCAGGCGACCGCAAGACCGCCGUGCCGGCGGUGCUGCGGACGUCGGGCACCCUGUGGGGCGACGGCUCGGACACGUUCGCCGCCGUCUGCUCGCGGCGCGGCGAGAAAGGCAUCAACCAGGACUGCUCCAUCGUCUGGGAGGGAUUCGGGUGCCAGGAGGGCACCAUCUUCUGCGGCAUCUUCGACGGCCACGGCCAGUGGGGCCACUACGUGGCCAAGGCGGUGCGCGACUCGCUGCCGCCGUCGCUGCUGUGCCACUGGCAGGAGGCGCUCGCUCUCGCGUCACUCAUCGACGACGGCGAGAAGAAGCUCGGCGACUGCCAGUUCGAUCUCUGGAAACGGUCCUACGUGGCCGCAUGCGCCGCCGUGGACGAUGAGCUGCGGCGCAGCCGCCGCUUGGACGCGGUCCAAAGUGGCUGCACCGCGCUAUCCAUCGUCAAGCAGGGGGACCUCAUGAUCGUCGCCAACGUCGGCGACUCCCGGGCCGUGUUGGGCACCACGUCCGACGAUGGCGCCAUUGCGGCUGUCCAGCUCACCGUCGACCUAAAGCCUAACCUGCCACAGGAGAAGGAGCGCAUCCGGCGGUGCAAUGGUCAAGUGUACUGCCUCGCCGAUGAGCCCGGGGUGCACCGCGUGUGGCAGCCUAGCCGAGAGUCGCCGGGGCUCGCUAUGUCGCGCGCGUUCGGCGACUACUGCGUCAAGGACUGCGGUGUCAUCUCUACGCCGGAGGUGACGCAGAAGAGGAUCAGCAGCAGUGACCAAUUUAUCAUCCUCGCUACCGACGGGGUAGCUUUCGGCCUAUCUGCCUUUAAUUCUCUAUGCAAACACAGGCACAUGCACCCAUCUUUUCGUUUAAGAAAGCAUACACAUUGCUUGGUGACUGACGAUGGCAAACGGGAAUUUUAUCCGAUAGGUAUGGGACGUGCUCUCCAACGACGAGGCGGUACAUAUCGUGGCGGGGACGCCGGACCGGGCGAAGGCGGCCAAGCGGCUGGUGGAGUGCGCCGUUCGCGCGUGGAGGCGCAAGCGGCGCGACAUCGCCGUCGAUGACUGCUCGGCGAUCUGCCUCUUCUUCCACCCGCCGCCGCCGUCGUAGACACGAAAACCUGUAACGUGCCGAAGUCCACGCCAAGGAGGAGGGGGCAACGAAAUGCACAUCUCAAGACAGACUACGAUUAUUGUGCCCGUGGCGUUCGUAGAGUGCACUGCCGCCGUCCACCGUUCAGAAACGUGCAGUUUGUCACGUGAGAGCGACACUCCACGAUUAGGAACUGCAGCCGGUGCACGGCCAAACAAAAAGAUCUCCGGCUUUCACACGUUACCAGUCAAGAUGUACGAGAACAUCAGAGAAAAAGGGUAGGAAAGACGCAUUUUGUCCUCAUUUUUGGGUGUCUGGCUCUGAAUUUCUCAGUCGCAAUUAUAGAUGCACGUCAAUC
Zea mays is the source of this 2394-nucleotide messenger RNA. RefSeq lists its product as uncharacterized. Bases 866 to 2008 code for a protein of 380 amino acids. Gene Ontology annotation, molecular function: protein serine/threonine phosphatase activity. The transcript has 3 exons. The record is from RefSeq and is a predicted model, not a curated record. Gene Ontology annotation, biological process: protein dephosphorylation. Lineage: Eukaryota; Viridiplantae; Streptophyta; Magnoliopsida; Poales; Poaceae.